CACAGUUUCUCAGCCAUCGUGUCAUGCUCCUCCCGCCCCUCUGCCGGUGGCUAAGGUAAGUAGGUGGGUAGGUAGGUAAAGUAGGUUGUCGAGUUGAGUGCUGGGCGAGCGCAAUGUGCCCGAGGGGCCGAGACGGCCAUGAGAUGCGAUGCUGUGUGGCGUGAGCGCAGUGUGCGUGUGUAUUGUACAACACGGCAUGGCGGAUUCGGGCAUCAAGCUUCCAUUGCGGCUUGCGGAAGAGGCUCGGGACGGCGAGGUCGAGCGGCACGCUCUGGGAAAUCAUGUCGUCGGCCGUUCACCAGUCCUCUGCCUGAUGCUCGCGGGUGGCAUUACGACUACCGGUCUUCCACCCAACUGCUCGGUCCUUAUUUGUGGCAUAGCAGUCGUUGGUCGCACCAACCAUAAAUCUCAACACACUGUUAAUCCAGACAACUUGGAAACUACCUCAAUUGUUAGGUAUCAUCGCCAAACCUUUACCGGCCGAGACCCUGGCUUUUCUGUCUCGGUCUCUUUGAUAGAACUGGACUGUGCUUUUGCCUUCGCGCUGUCCAUGUGCCUGAUGGGCGGCUCAAACUCCUCUAGCCUUGGUUUUAGCGCAGUGCUCUGAGGCCAUAUAACCGGGCAAGUUCCAGCUUCUCAAAUCUUCACUAAAUCACGACGCACAGUCUUAAAAUAGAAAAGACGUUAUUAAAAGUCCUCGAAGCCGUUUAACGAAAGAAAGGGAAGGCGUAUAAAUCGGAAUAGAAAGGUAUUAAGUUAGUGUCAAAACCACAAAGCUCUAAAUUUUUGGGCAUGGUCCCCAUCACCAGAUCCCAGGUGACG
Lasiosphaeria miniovina is the source of this 822-nucleotide messenger RNA. RefSeq lists its product as uncharacterized. Lineage: Eukaryota; Fungi; Ascomycota; Sordariomycetes; Sordariales; Lasiosphaeriaceae. Bases 149 to 607 code for a protein of 152 amino acids. The record is from RefSeq and is a predicted model, not a curated record. The transcript has a single exon.